Molecule: messenger RNA, 1533 nt
Organism: Peromyscus californicus insignis
Lineage: Eukaryota; Metazoa; Chordata; Mammalia; Rodentia; Cricetidae
Product: kinesin-like protein KIF22
Exons: 2
Biological process (GO): microtubule-based movement; mitotic spindle organization
Molecular function (GO): microtubule motor activity; ATP binding; microtubule binding
Source: RefSeq, a predicted model, not a curated record
AUGGCAGAGACCUACUGGGCCUUUGUGAAAAACUUUUCCCUUCUGAUGUCAAUGGGGAUUGAGAGCCCAAUAUGGCCAUCCUUGGCAAGCAUUAAUAUAAGCCUAGGAACUACAGCCAUGCGGUUGGAUUCUUCAGAAGCAAGUGCCUUAGGAUGGGCUGUACUGAACCUACUCUCUGACUUUGAGCAGCACUUCCUCUCAGCCAGUAAAAAUCGUGUUGUAGGAGCCACCUGGCUUAACCAGCACUCUUUGUGUAGUCAUGCAGUACUCCUGGUCAAGGUGGGUCAGCGGGAACGUUUGGCUCCAUUUCGCCAGAAAGAAGGAAAACUCUACCUUAUUGAUUUGGCUGGUUCCGAGGACAACCGUCGCACAGGCAACCAGGGCAUUAGGCUCAAAGAGAGUGGAGCCAUCAACACCUCCCUCUUUGUACUGGGCAAAGUGGUGGACACAUUAAACCAGGGCCUCCCUUGUAUACCAUACUGGGACAGCAAGCUCACUCGCUUAUUGCAGGACUCUCUGGGUGGCUCAGCUCACAGCAUCAUUAUUGCCAACAUUGCUCCUGAAAGACAUUUUUACCAGGGUACAGUCUCAGCGUUGAACUUCACUACUACAUCCAAGGAGGUGAUUAACUGGCCUUUCACCAAUGAGAGUCUACAGCCUCAUACCUUGGCACCUGUUAAGCUGUCUCAGAAAGAACUGUUAGGCCCGUCAGAGGCAAAGAAAGUCAAAGGCCCUGAAGAAGAAUCAACUGAGAGCCCUGAGUCUAUAGCAGCUCCAGCUUCUGCCUCCCAGAAACUAAGCCUCUUACAGAAACUAAGAAAUAUGGACCCAGCCAUGUUGGAGAACCUGCUGAGCUUGGAUCAUAUGCUGGGCUCCCAGGGGAGCCAAGGGACACCUCUACUGAAUACUCCAAAGUGAGAGCGAAUGUUUUUCAUUAAGACAGUGGAGGAAAAGGACUUGGAGAUUGAGAGGCUUAAGAUGAAGCAAAAAGAACUGGAGGCCAAGGUGUUGGCCCAGGAGGUGCUGAAUCCAAAGGAGAAAGAGAACAUCCCGGCAACUCCCCAGCCCCUCCCUUCUUGUCCAGGCACAACCGCAAAGCCCCUGAAAAGGGCCGUGAUGAUGCCUCUGCAGCUAAUUCAGAAGCAGGCAGAGUCAAAGAUCCAUAUUCUGAAGAAAGGCCACAAAAGAAAGCUGGAGCCAUCACAUGUGUCCGAGCCUGUGGAAAAGGCUGAGGACUGCUGGGAGCUACAGAUUAGCCCACAGUUACUGGCACACGGACGCAAAAAAUUAUUGGAUCUGCUGAAUGAAUGCUCAGCCCGAGAUCUUCGCAGCCUGCAGCUCAUUGGCCGGAAGAAGGCCCAACUCAUCAUGGGCUGGAGGGAGCUCCGUGGCCCCUUCAGCAAGGUGGAGGACUUGGAACAGGUGGAAGGCAUUUCUGGAAAGCAGGUAGAGUCUUCCCUGAAGGCGAACCUCUUGGGCUUGGCUGCCGGCCAGCACUGUGGUCCCUCCUGACUACCAGCUCUUAACACUACC